AUGCAAGCCUUGUCUAUGCUUCACGUUUUCUUUGUAUUAUUGGCUACAUGCCUCCUCCAUUCAUUUGCAGCACCACAUUCUAAGAAGAACUGUCGCUGUCUUCCAGCUGAUGAAUGUUGGCCCUCGCCUAGCAUUUGGUCCGCCUUCAAUGCAACAAUCAAUGGUGCCCUCAUCAAACUCCUACCACCUGGCGCUGUCUGCCACGAUCCGUAUUACGACCAAGAAGCAUGUUCCGUUGCAAAAGCCCAAUGGUAUAAUCCCUCUUGGCGUUCGGAUCAGCCGGGGGCCAUGGUUGAUCCCAGCUGGGAAGGCACGAAUCGCACAGAAACAUGCUCUGUGACCACAGACAGAGCCACCCCUUGCGGACAGGGAAACGUGCCAACAUACGCGGUAGUCGCGACGACGAGCCAGCAAAUCAGCCUUGCCGUCCGUUUCGCCGAUAAAUACCGGUUACGGCUGGUGGUUAAGAACACUGGCCAUGAAUUUAGGGGGAAGAGCAGUGUACCUGACGCUCUGUCUAUCUGGGUCCACCACCUGAAAGCCAUAACUUUUUCUGACAAUUUCGUGCCGGCGGGAUGCAGGGGAAACGGCAAUACCGCUGUCACCGUUGGAGCAGGCGCUCAAUGGGGGGAGGUAUAUAAAGCUGCAGAUCAAAGGGGAUUAGCCGUAGUUGGAGGACAAAAUCCGACAGUGGGAGCAUCCGGUGGUUACAUUCAGGGCGGAGGUCACAGUGCACUGAGUCCCUAUAAAGGAUUAGCGGCUGAUCUCGUAUUGCAGUACACAGUUGUUACGGCGAAGGGCAAGGAAGUGACGGUUAACGCAUGCCAAAACUCGGACCUGUUUUGGGCUCUGCGAGGUGGAGGUGGUGGCACAUUUGGAGUAGUGACAAGCACAACCUUCACAACAUUUCCUACUCCCCCGCAAAUUGUGGCAGGAAUUACUGCGACAUCGAAUUCCUCCACUGAUUUUGAGACAUUCGUUGGCGACUUGACUGCUGAGUUCCCGCGACUCUCGGAUGCGGGAUGGGCAGGGUACCUGUACUAUGCCGGCAAUAACUUUCUCGGAGCGUUUUUAAAUCUUGCAAACGGAACGUCAGCGGCAUCAGAGUCCCUGGCCUUUUUGACCAACUAUAAGAGAACCCGUCCUUCCUCGGAAGUCAACGUCGAUGUACAAAUUCUGACCCUCCCUUCGUUCUACGCAUACUUCAACCUCACCUUCAAUAUGCAGACUCUCCCAAUGCCCGGAUCAAACGAAAGCUCCCCUGCUCCGGAUCCGAAUGACGGUUCCUCCUCCCUUGUGACCAGCCGUCUUAUCCCUCGGGACGCGUUUUUACAAUCGCCGGAGAAGGUUGCAAAGGCAUUCACAAGCAUGAAAGCGCCGUCAACUAUUCUUAUCCUUCACCUGGUUGCAGGAGGAGCGGUAGCACGCUAUCCCCCGGACCACAUUGCUGCGCAUCCGGGAUGGCGUAAUACACUUUUGCAUGUCGUGGCAGUAUUCCCCACUAGUGGGACACCGCUUUGGGAGAUUGCUGGACCAAAACCUGCUGCAUACUUGAAUGAAGCCGACGCUACCGAGGAUAUCUGGAAACAGCUGUUUUGGGGUGAUCACUACGAUAGGUUAAAGAAAAUUAAGGACAAGGUUGAUUCAAAAGGUCUAUUUUUUUGCACGAGAUGCGUGGGAAGCGAUGAAUGGUCUGAAGAUGGUAACUGCCGGAUAUAG
Molecule: messenger RNA, 1719 nt
Organism: Spizellomyces punctatus DAOM BR117
Lineage: Eukaryota; Fungi; Chytridiomycota; Chytridiomycetes; Spizellomycetales; Spizellomycetaceae
Exons: 1
Coding region: 1-1719 (572 amino acids)
Molecular function (GO): oxidoreductase activity; FAD binding
Source: RefSeq, a predicted model, not a curated record